ACCUGGGUCUGCGCCCCUCAGGCUGGCGGGGGCGUGGUCCCAGGAGGGUCUCUUGACUCAGCCUUGCCAAGGUCAGAGGGCACUGAGCCUUGAGGUGGGGAUGCCCCCACGGGUCCCAGUCCAGCCAGCUGCGCUGCCCCUCAGGCCUGGGCUGGCCCGUGUACUCCCCAGUCCAGCGGCCCGAGCAGCCCCCUUGGCCGGCCUCCCUCACCAUGGCCGAACACCUGGAACUGCUGGCAGAGAUGCCCAUGGUGGGCAGGAUGAGUGCUCAGGAGCGACUGAAGCAUGCCCAGAAGCGCCGCGCACAGCAGGUGAAGCUGUGGGCCCAGGCUGAGAAGGAGGCCCAGACCUGGAGGGGCCCCAGGGACAGGCCACAGCAGGAGGGGGCCAGUGGGCCACAGCGGCGUGUCCGCUUCCCACCCAACGUCACCCUGCUGGAGGCUGCUGCCCGCAAUGACCUGGAGGAAGUCCGCCAGUUCCUCAGCAGCGGGGUCAGUCCUGACCUGGCCAAUGAGGACGGCCUGACGGCGUUGCACCAGAGCUGCAUCGACGACUUCCGGGAGAUGGUGCAGCAGCUCCUGGAGGCCGGGGCCACAGUCAACGCUCAUGACAGCGAGUCCUGGACGCCCCUGCAUGCCGCAGCCACCUGCGGCCACCUGCACCUGGUGGAGCUGCUCAUUGCCCGUGGGGCCGACCUGCUGGCUGUCAACACUGAUGGGAAUAUGCCCUACGACCUGUGUGAGGAUGAGCAGACGCUGGACUGUCUGGAGACGGCUAUGGCCAACCGGGGGGUCACCCAGGACAGCAUCGAGAGUGCCCGGGCCUUGCCAGAGCUGCACAUGCUGAAUGAUAUCCGGAGCCAGCUGCAGGCAGGGGCUGAUCUGGAUGCCCCUCGGGACCACGGAGCUACUCUGCUCCACAUUGCCGCUGCCAAUGGGUUCAGUGAGGCCGCAGCCCUGUUGCUGGAACACCGAGCCAGCCUGAGCGCCAAAGACCUGGAUGGCUGGGAACCACUGCACGCUGCGGCCUACUGGGGGCAGGUGCACCUCGUAGAGCUGCUCGUGGCACACGGCGCCGACCUGAACGGGAAGACCCUGAUGGACGAGACGCCUCUGGAUGUGUGCGGUGACGAGGAGGUGCGGGCCAAGCUGCUGGAACUGAAGCACAAACACGAUGCGCUCCUGCGUGCCCAGGGCCGCCAGCGCUCUCUCCUGCGCCGCCGCACAUCGAGCGCUGGCAGCAGGGGGAAAGUGGUGAGGCGGGUGAGCCUGACCCAGCGCACCAACCUGUACCGUAAGGAGCAUGCCCAGGAGGCCAUCGUGUGGCAGCAGCCUUCGCUGCAGACCCUCAGCCCGGAGGGUUCGGAGCCUCCCGAGGACCCAGAACCCCCCGCAGCCCCGGAGCCCGAGGACGAGGACCGCCAGACUGAUGCUGAGCUCCGGCUGAGCCCGGAGGAGGACCCUGAGGCUGCCAGACCACUGAAUGGCCGAGUGGGGACCGCCCCGGGAAGGCACCUGUACUCCAAGCGCCUGGACCGCAGCGUCUCCUACCAGCUGAGCCCCCUGGAGAGCGAAGCCCCAGAUGGCCUGGUUAAGGCCAAGGCCCAUCACACACUGGCAGAGCUGAAGCGCCAGCGAGCUGCCGCCAAGCUGCAGCGGCCUCUGCCUGAGGGGCCUGGGAUCCCGGAGUCUUGCCCUGCUGAGGAUGCCCAGAGCCCCCAGCCCCAGGGAGGCACCAGGACUGGUGGAGACCCACCUUUGCUCAGGCUCACAGCCCCCUCAGAGGAAGCUCCCCUGGAGAAGAGGCCGUGCUGCCAGCUCAUGUGAGGGCCGUGCGUGCCACCUGCAAGUGGCUGCCUCAGGGCCUCUGUGAUGGAGACCCCCAUGUGUGCUGCUCCUCAGCUGUGGCCCCAGCAGCCACGGCUGGGCCUGGAAACAGAGCAUUGACAUGUGACUAUUGAUAAAGGGCUGUUCUGCCGCGUUCCUUGUUGUGUGUCUCAGUGGGGCCACCAUCCCACAGUAGGGAAUGCAUGUUGCCAGGCCUGUCCUGUGAGCACCUGUCUGGGGCCUAUAGGUGCAGCCCAGCCCAGCGUGGGAUGAGGCCCAGGGCCGGCUGGGCCAGAAGUGGGCCCCUUUGCACCCUCCUGUGUCCCUGGAGGCCCUUCUGUCACCUUCCCUGAGAGCAGGGAAUUCUGGCAGAACCUUUCCUGGACCUCUGUGCUCCAGGGUCAGCUC
This is a messenger RNA of Sorex fumeus (smoky shrew), 2234 nucleotides long. It is a transcript of the gene PPP1R16A, whose product is annotated as protein phosphatase 1 regulatory subunit 16A. The transcript is spliced from 10 exons. Gene Ontology annotation, molecular function: phosphatase regulator activity; enzyme inhibitor activity; protein binding. The coding region runs from base 213 to 1826 and encodes 537 amino acids. Lineage: Eukaryota; Metazoa; Chordata; Mammalia; Eulipotyphla; Soricidae. The record is from RefSeq and is a predicted model, not a curated record. Gene Ontology annotation, cellular component: cytoplasm.